AUCCUGACACUCCAAACACUGCUGUCUUCUCAGUGAGUCCUGAAUCUGAGAAGAGUCAGGAUGUCUCCAUGGCUGCCUCCCCUCCUUCUCCUCCUUUUCACCAUGCAUGGUGCCCUGGCCCUGAGGAUCUGCUCCUUCAAUGUGAGGUCAUUCGGGGAAGCCAAAAAGGAAAACCAGAACACCAUGGAUGUCAUUGUGAAGGUCAUCCAACGCUGUGACAUCAUUCUCCUGAUGGAAAUCAAGGACAGUAACAAUAUGAUCUGUCCCAUGCUGAUGGAGAAGCUAAACGGAAACUCAAGAAGAGGCACAACAUAUAACUAUGUGAUUAGCUCUCGCCUGGGAAGAAAUACAUAUAAAGAACAGUAUGCCUUUCUCUAUAAGGAAAAGCUGGUGUCUAUAAAGAAAAGCUACCACUACGAUGAUGAUCAGGAUGGUGAUGAAGACGUGUUCUCCAGGGAGCCCUUUGUGAUCUGGUUUCAGUCACCCCACACCGCUGUUAAGGAUUUCGUGAUUGUCCCCCUGCACACCACUCCUGAGACAUCCGUUAAGGAGAUUGAUGAGCUGGUGGAUGUCUACAUGGAAGUGAAAAAACGUUGGAAAGCUGAGAAUUUCAUUUUCAUGGGUGACUUCAAUGCUGGCUGCAACUACGUCCGCAAGAAGGCCUGGAAGGACAUCCGCCUGAGGACUGACCCCAGGUUUGUUUGGCUGAUUGGAGACCAAGAGGACACUACAGUUAAGAAGAGCACCAACUGUGCAUACGACAGGAUCGUUCUUAGAGGACAGGAGAUUGUGAACUCUGUUGUUCCCAAAUCAAACGGCGUCUUCAACUUCCAGAAGGCGUAUAAGCUAACUGAAGAGGAGGCUCUGGAUGUCAGUGACCACUUUCCGGUUGAAUUUAAGCUACAGUCUUCAAGGGCUAUCAGCAACAACAAAAAAUCAAUUGCUCCAAAGAAGAAAAAAAAGCCCAAAAGCUCCUAG
This is a messenger RNA of Chrysochloris asiatica (Cape golden mole), 978 nucleotides long. It is a transcript of the gene DNASE1L3, whose product is annotated as deoxyribonuclease I-like 3. Gene Ontology annotation, cellular component: nucleus. NCBI's taxonomy places the organism in Eukaryota, Metazoa, Chordata, Mammalia, Afrosoricida, Chrysochloridae. Gene Ontology annotation, biological process: apoptotic DNA fragmentation; programmed cell death involved in cell development. The transcript is spliced from 8 exons. The record is from RefSeq and is a predicted model, not a curated record. Gene Ontology annotation, molecular function: DNA nuclease activity. The coding region runs from base 61 to 978 and encodes 305 amino acids.